GUAAACAGAGCUCGGGACUGCAGCAUGCUUUCCCUGGGACGCCAGCUGCCCGAGCUCCACAGGGGGACACACACGCUCCCUUGCAAUGGCCAUGCCGCCCUCCGCGCCCUCUCUGCUCUCCUCUCCCUCCUCUUCAUCACCCAGUCAACUGCCUGGCCCCACGACUACAGAUUAUGGUACGACAACUGUCCUGGUGCGGAGUGGAACAUCAUGUGCCGGGGCUGCUGUGAGUACGACCAGAUCCGCUGUAAGUGCCCUGCCCAGGGCACUUUGGUUGGUUACGCUGUGCCCUGCUGCCGCAAUGCCAUCAACGAAUGUGACCCAUGCAUCAUCCACCCAGGCUGUAGCAUCUUUGAGAAUUGUAAACGCUGUAACAACGGCACAUGGGGGGCAAAAGAUGACUUCUUCAUUAAAGGGAAAUACUGCACAGAGUGCCGGCCAGGCUGGACAGGGGGCGACUGUAUGAAGUGUGGAGGAGUUAUCCGCAAACCUCAGGGUCAUGUGGUCUUAGAAAGCUACCCCACCAAUGCACGCUGUGAGUGGACCAUUCAAGUGGACCGUGAAUUCACUGUAGAGCUAAGGUUCAUGAUGCUGAGCCUGGAGUUCGACCACAACUGCCGCUAUGACUAUGUGGAGGUGCGCGAUGGUGACAGCUUGGGUUCACGUGUCAUUGGCCGUUUCUGUGGGAAUGAGAGGCCAGCUCCAAUCCGGAGCUCUGGUAGCUCCCUCCACAUCCUCUUUGUCUCCGAUGGUUACAAGAACUUUGACGGCUUCUUCGCCAUAUUCCAGGAGAGCUCAGCGUGCAGCUCCUCCCCCUGCCUUAAUGAUGGCACCUGCAUCCUGGACUCUGCCCAGUCGUACCGGUGUGCCUGCCUGGCUGGCUACACAGGCAGGCGAUGUGAGAACGUGGUGAUGUGUAGGACCCCUCUGGUGCCGGCCCAUGGAGCCGCGGAGGGUGGCGACCUGCACUUUGGGGGCCGCGUCACCUUUCAUUGCGACCCCGGGUUCGCGCUGCAGGGCGUCCGCACCGCCACCUGCCGCCUGGACGGCACCUGGAGUGCCCCUCCCCCGCAUUGCGUGCCCAAGGAGCGCACCUGUGGCAUCCCAGAGAAGCCAGCACAUGGAGAUCACUUCUUGGUGUAUGGACCAGGGGAUGUUCUGAUUGCAGUGCAGUACCUGUGCUAUCGGCCCUACACACUGAGCGGGAACUCACAGAGGACCUGUCUGCUGAACAGUACCUGGAGUGGAACAGCGCCCUCUUGUGUCAAAGUGCAAGAUACGGACACUGGACAUGACAAAGAUAAAGGGCAAGACAAGGAUACAGGAAAAGGCGUAAAUACAGUUGAAACUAAAGAUAAAGAAAGAAGCAAAGACACCACUGGAGGUAAAGAUACAGGAAAAAGCACAGAUACAGUUGGAAGUAAAGAUUUGGGGAAAGGCAUAAAUACAGUUGAAACCAAAGAAAAAGAAAGGGUAAAGGACAUAGCUGGAAGUAAAGAUACAGAUAUACUUGAAGGCAAAGAUACAGUAAAAAGCACCUAUACAGUUGGAAGUAAUGAUACAGGGAAAGGUACUGAUGCAGUUGAAGAUAAUGGUACAAGAAAAAGUACAGAUACAGCUGGGAGUACAGAUACAGGAAAAAGCCCAGAUACAGUUGGGAGUACAGACACAGGAAAAAACCCAGAUACAGUUGGGAGUAAAGACAUAGGUAAAAGCCAAGACAUGACUGUAAGUAAAGAUACGGGAAGGACCACGGAGACCCUAGGAGGUAAAAAUACUGGGUCAAGAUUAGAAACUGAAGACACAGAACGAAGAAUGGAAACAGCCGAAGGCACAGAUACUGGAGGGAAAUCAGAUACAGGAAGAGAUAAAGGAAGAGGACAAGAGACAGAGACGGACAACCAAAGCAUCAGUGAAGUGGAAAAAAGUCGUUGCCCACCUCUACCCAAGCUGUAUAACGGGUUCCACCAGCUGGUUCUGGGCACUGAUGAGCACCCUGACACUGUGGAGUUCUUUUGCAACAACUCAUAUGCCCUGAGUGGCAACGCGUUGAGGACCUGCCAGCCCAAUGGCUCCUGGAGUGGCAGCCAGCCCAUGUGCAUCAGAGCCUGUCGGGAACCCAAAGUGUCCGAACUGGUGAGACAGAGGGUCUUGCCUCCGCAGGUCCCAUCCAGAAAGACUCCAGUCCACAAGCUGUACUCCUUCACGACCUCAGCAAAGUUGACUGGCUUUGCUAGCCCCACCAAGGGUCCCCUGGCCCUGCCGCAGCUGCCCCCAGGGUUCCACCACCUGUACACACACAUCGAGUAUGAGUGUGCAUCUCUCUUCUACCACCACUCCGGCAGCUCUCGCCGCACCUGCCUGAAGACUGGCAAGUGGAGCGGGCGGCAUGUCUCCUGUUCACCAGUUUGUGGCACACUCCCUACCUUUGACCCCCAGAAGUUGGCAGAGACCCGCUGGCCCUGGCACGCUGCCAUCUACCGUCGCCCCAACACUGGCACUGGUGCCACACUGGACAAGAUGGAGACCCUGGCAGGGGGGCUGGGGAAGACAAAGGCAGAAGCGCAGGCAGAGGCAGAAGGGGAGCAGGAAGGAGAGGUGGCAUGGCAGCUGGUCUGCAGCGGGGCACUGGUGAACCAGCGCAGCGUGGUGGUUGCGGCACACUGUGUGACAGAGCUGGGGAAACUACUCCCGGUUGGCUCAACUGACAUAAAAGUCGUGAUGGGAAAGCACUACCGCAGUGACCUCAGGGAGACCAAAGACCUGCAGCACCUGCGAGUGUCUGCUGUUGUGGUUCACCCCAACUAUGACCCCCUGCUGCUGGACUCGGACCUGGCUGUGCUGAAGCUGCUGGACAAGGCGCGGAUCGGGGAGCGUGUGCUGCCCGUGUGUCUCCCAAGCACCCAGGGGGGUGAGGUAACCACCCAGCAGGGCUACGUUGUGGGCUGGUCCAUCCUGCCACAGCCUAAGGGCAUUGAGGGCAAGGAAGAGGAGAUGGCACGUGCGGGCCUCAUCGAGCUUGGUGACACUGUGCAGUGCGAGCGGCAGUACGCCCAGAAGGGGGUGCCCAUGAGCAUCACGGACAACAUGCUCUGUGGGCGGCAGCAUCCCUAUGGCAUCUCCAACAUCUGCCCUGCCGACACUGGGGGCGUCGUUGUCGUGCCCCCCGCUGCUGCCCCUUCAUCCGUCCCCUCCUCUGCCUCCUCCUCCUUUCUCGCAGCUCCUGAGGGCAGGGAGGAGGGUGUGCGUGUCUGGAGGCUGCUAGGCGUGGUGAGUCAUGGGUAUGAACAGCAGGGGUGCAGUCCAGACCUAUACACUGUCUAUACCCGUGCUGCCAACUUCAAAGACUGGAUAGAGGCCAACAUGAAGUAGGACUCUGCCACUGCGCAAUUCGGCUCCCAGCUCAGCUGACUUCCUCCCUCUCUGCUCUCCCUCUCUCCCUUUCUCUCUCUUUGUCACCUUACACUCAAGUGUGCUGGGAGUCUCUUAAAUUAAGGACAGAACUAACACUGGACUGUGAAGCUGCCCGAGUCGUGAACAGGGAACAGCAGGUAAAAGGGGCAUGCCCCACAUCCUGAAGAGCUUGGGAGUGGAGGAAACAUUCUGUUCUGAUUGGGUGCUACAGACUCAUUACUGACUGGAGAGCCAGAUCUCUCAAAUCUCUGGAAAUGUAGGUUUGUUGUACGCUUUACCAUGUACAUAUAUUGAAAUGUACUAUUCAGGAGGUAAAACAAGUCUAAAUACAACCAAUGGGCUGUACAUAUUGUAUAAAAUGAUAUGGAAAAAAAUCAUUUUAUUUGAAUUAAAUCUAUCUGGUUGUGUGAGAAGGGGAUGGGAGUUGGUCCUGUGAUGUAUUGUUUAAUACAAGGGUGCACAUGCAGUGAAACAAACAGUACCAUAUGAUCCGUGACACCCAGCUUUGAUACAAAUGGCAAUGACCUGGUGACUGAAAGGUAAUUAAGCCAUUG
Messenger RNA from Megalops cyprinoides (Indo-Pacific tarpon), 3968 nucleotides. RefSeq names its product inactive serine protease PAMR1-like. Bases 25 to 3372 code for a protein of 1115 amino acids. Gene Ontology annotation, biological process: proteolysis. Gene Ontology annotation, molecular function: serine-type endopeptidase activity; calcium ion binding. The transcript has 14 exons. NCBI's taxonomy places the organism in Eukaryota, Metazoa, Chordata, Actinopteri, Elopiformes, Megalopidae. The record is from RefSeq and is a predicted model, not a curated record.